GAGUGGUCUUCUUCAGUGCCGAAGCUCGAGGUGUUGAGCAUGCGGGUCUGUUCUCUAUCCGGUCCUAUCCACCCUUCUCUUACGAGUCUUGCUAAUCUGUCGGUCAUUCAACUCGAUGGCAACGACUUGUCCACCACAGUUCCUACUUCCUUAGCGAAUUUUUCCUGCUUGAAAACUCUGAGCCUAAUGGGUUGUGGCCUGCAGGGAGAAUUACCCCAAGAAGUCUUUCAGGUACAAACACUUCGGACCCUUGACCUCUCCUUCAACCCACUUCUUCAGGUUUCUUUGCCCGAUUUUCUGGAGGAUAGUUCUCUCGAGACUCUGGUCCUGAGUGGAACGAAUAUUUCGGGGAGGCUUCCAGAUUCAAUCGGUAAUCUCAGAAAAUUGUCGAGAUUAGAAUUGCAUGAUUGCACAUUAAGUGGAUCGAUCCCGAGCUCGAUGGAGAACCCGUCAGAGCUGACUUAUUUGGACUUGUCUUUUAAUAAUCUUACUGGUUCAGUUCCGCCAUAUGGUGCAUCCAGAAAUCUGACCCAAAUAGACUUAUCUCAUAAUGCUUUAACGGGUCGGAUAACCUCCGUUGGCUGGGAAGACCUUCCGAAUCUUGAAAUUCUGGACCUGCAAGACAAUGCAUUGGAAGGGGACAUUCCCCCAGCUCUGUUUACACUUCCCCGACUUACGGAGAUACGGUUUUCAAAAAACAGAUUUAGUGGUCGACUUAUGAUAUAUUCGAAUAUCUCUUCGUAUCAACUGGACAUGCUUAACUUGGGUAGCAAUCAGUUACAAGGAUCAAUACCAGCAUCCAUUUACAAACUGCGAGGGCUCCGUUACCUCGACCUUUCUUCCAAUAAUUUUAGUGGCUCGAUGAAUAUCGAUGCGCUUGAGGGAUUUGAAAAUUUACUUGUUCUUGAUCUAUCGUAUAGUGGCUUGUCCAUUAACACCAUGGCGUUUGCUUCUGCUGCCGCAUCCUCUUUCCCUGAUUUAUAUGGGUUACAUUUGGCUUCCUGCCGGUUGCGGGCAUUGCCUCGGUUUUUGGCUAACCAGUCCAAUUUGGAGUCCCUUGACCUCUCCCACAAUUAUAUCCAAGGGGAGAUACCGCGAUGGAUAUGGACACUAGAACAUCUUGCAUUUCUCAAUCUUUCCUCUAAUUUCUUUGAAGGUUUCCAAACAGCUCUGCACAAUCAUACUCAUGUCGUCGACCUCCAUUCAAACAUUCGAUGGAAAAAGUACCUGGAUUUUUCAAAGAAUAAUAUCCAUGGGACCAUCCCAAAGUCAAUUUGCAAAGCUGGUUAUCUUGAAGUUCUUGACUUAUCGCAUAACCAUCUGAAUGGAACUAUUCCCGAUUGCUUAAUGAUGGGGUCCCUCGUGGUAUUGAAUCUGAGAAGUAACCAGUUGAGUGGCGAUAUUCCGCAAAAUAUCCCGGAAACAUGCAAUUUGAAAACAUUGGAUAUCGGUGAGAAUUUUUUACGGGGGCAGAUUCCGUUGUCACCGGCAAAUUGCACGAAGUUGGAGAUUUUGAACAUUGGGGACAAUCAAAUAGGCGGGACAUUUCCAUGCCAUUUCAAGGCCAUAUCAAGUCUCCGUGUCCUUGUUUUACGACUCAACAAAUUGCACGGGGAAAUUCGAUGUCCGCAUAGCAACAUCACCUGGCAAAUGCUUCAAAUCAUUGACCUAUCUUCAAAUGAUUUCAGCGGCACACUCCCUGCGAGUCUCUUUGCAUCUUGGGUGGCUAUGAAGGCCAAUGUGGACUUCGAUCGCCUGCAGUAUCAGUUUUCCUCGAGUGGGCUCUAUUACGAAGAUACAAUUAGUGUAACCUUGAAAGGUCUACAGCUAGAACUUGUUAGGAUCCUGACUAUUUUCACGUCGAUCGACUUCUCGGGCAAUAGAUUGGAGGGUCCAAUACCACACACACUUGGGAAUCUCAAAGCACUUUAUUUUCUCAACCUAUCGCAUAAUGCCAUUUCGGGUUCAAUUCCUCCUGUUUUGGGGAAUUUGCAUCAGCUUGAGUCAUUGGACCUCUCAUGGAACUACCUCAGUGGAACCAUACCGGCUCAACUUGCGAAUCUUGAUUUCCUUUCAUUCCUGAACCUCUCCAACAAUCAACUUGUGGGAAGCAUCCCGACUAGCGGACAGUUUCUCACGUUUUCUAAAAGUUCUUUUGAAGGAAACCUCGGAUUGUGCGGGCUUCAGCUCAACAAAAGUUGCUCAAUUACCAGGAACGGAACGGAAGAAGCUAGAGACGAUGACGACAGUGAUGAUAAUGACUUCAAGUGGUUUUACAUGGGCAUACCGAUUGGGUUCGUCAUUGGUUUCUGGGCAUUUUGUGGUCCGUUAGUGUUUAUCCAAUCAUGGAGGUUUGCUUAUUAUCGAUUCUGGGAUAAAGUGCUAUUCAGACACUCACGUCCAUGAAGAUAUCCCUUGAGGUUCAGUUGUUAAUAUAGUUUCUAUGUUUUUAAUAUUUGGGUAGUGUCGAUGUCUUUAAUGCUUAGUCUAUUACCUAUUUGAUAGUUCACUCAUGCUUAGAAGGUUGUUCCAUGCUAAUCUAUAUAAACAUGUUAUGAGGAGUAAUAAUACAGACUCGUUUGAUUCAUAACUUAUUUGAGCAUUUGGCUUGAGAACAA
Molecule: messenger RNA, 2618 nt
Organism: Rhodamnia argentea
Lineage: Eukaryota; Viridiplantae; Streptophyta; Magnoliopsida; Myrtales; Myrtaceae
Product: receptor-like protein 35
Exons: 2
Coding region: 40-2406 (788 amino acids)
Molecular function (GO): protein binding
Source: RefSeq, a predicted model, not a curated record